This is a messenger RNA of Tremella mesenterica DSM 1558, 621 nucleotides long. RefSeq lists its product as uncharacterized. Gene Ontology annotation, molecular function: GTP binding; GTPase activity. Bases 1 to 621 code for a protein of 206 amino acids. Gene Ontology annotation, biological process: small GTPase-mediated signal transduction. The transcript is spliced from 5 exons. Lineage: Eukaryota; Fungi; Basidiomycota; Tremellomycetes; Tremellales; Tremellaceae. The record is from RefSeq and is a predicted model, not a curated record.
AUGUCGCAAUACGAAAACACUCCUUCUCGUCGACCGGAUAUAAAACGAAAGCUCGUGGUGGUGGGUGAUGGAGGAUGUGGGAAGACAUGUCUAUUGACAGUCUACGCGGAGAAUAGGUUCCCAGAGGAAUACGUACCGACAGUAUUCGAAAAUAUGGUAACCAUGCUUCCCUCCCCAUUGGACCCAAGUAAAAUCAUCGAGCUGGCUUUAUGGGAUACUGCAGGUCAAGAAGAUUUCGAUCGACUUCGUCCUUUGAGUUAUAACGAUACGGAUGUUAUUUUGAUUGUUUUCGCUUGUAAUCAUCGACCAAGUUUAUUGAAUGUUCAAGAUAAAUGGCAUCCCGAAAUGGCACAUUUUUGCGAAACAGUACCAACCUUACUCAUCUGUACGAAAACAGAUCUUCGAAACGAUCCCUCUACCAUUUCCCUAAUGGCAGCUCAAGGUUCUAAACCCAUUACUUCAUUAGAAGGUGAACGCGUAGCGAAAGAAAUAGGUGCGAGAAGGUAUCUUGAAUGUAGUGCGAAAGAAGGAUGGGGAGUUAGAGAAGUUUUUGAUGCUGCCGUUAGAGAAAGUUUAAGACGACGUAAAGGUGGUUUGAAAAAACGUUGUGUUAUUUUAUGA